This is a messenger RNA of Verticillium nonalfalfae, 750 nucleotides long. RefSeq lists its product as uncharacterized. The record is from RefSeq and is a predicted model, not a curated record. The transcript is spliced from 2 exons. The coding region runs from base 1 to 750 and encodes 249 amino acids. NCBI's taxonomy places the organism in Eukaryota, Fungi, Ascomycota, Sordariomycetes, Glomerellales, Plectosphaerellaceae.
AUGACGGAUCCAGAGAGUCUGAAGAAAUACGUCGACAGUUCACUCCGUGAAGAGGAGGACUUUCAUUUCCUCCGAUUCGAAUAUCUCCAACGCCUGAACUUGACCAACUUUUACAUCACACUCGCCCACCAGAAGAGCAGGCUGAAGAAAGAAGGGUUGCGCUCCGAGGAAGACGGCGUGAAACUCCAAAAGCUCCUCCGGGACUAUGCAACUGCGAUCCGUGACUAUCGGUACCUCCACUCGAGCAAGGCCGUGCCCGUGACCAAGAGCGGCGAGCGAAAGGCCCUACUCGAGGCCUCCUUGCGGUUCGAGGACGGGUUUCCCCAUUCUUUCGCCAGCCAUUACCACUUCUUCGAGGACGAGACGGCACAGAUCGACCCCCUGCGCCGGUCCCUCAUGGCCUCGCUGCCAAAGGUCCUGACCUUCUCGAGUGAGGAAAAGGGCCGGCGCGCGAGAGAAUAUCAUGACGGGGACCCUCCGCAUCAGGUCUCGACGUUCGUCGACCGUCUGGCUCGGUUCCUCAUCGCGCUGACGGGCGGCGGCUUCCUCAUCGGACCCAUGAUCAUCAUGGCACUGGGGCCCUCGCUACACAAGAGUCUCAUCACCGUGUCCGUUGCGCUGGUGCUGUUCUCGCUGGUCCUCUCCUUUGGUAUUCGGGUCUCCAACAUCGAGACGCUGGUCGCGACGGCGACGUACGCUGCCGUCCUGGUGGUGUUCGUCGGCACGAGCUCCGCAGAUGGCGGCAGCUGA